GUUUCCAGUUGCCUGCUGUAGUAGCUUUAUUGACGUUAAGAUCUCCUCUUGUUACUGUUGUUGCUGGCACUUGGUUUGUUGGUGAGGUCCAGCACAGCAGAUACGUCACACAUGAGCUGAACUGUGGUGCUGAUUUGUGUGCGAGUGUGUGAGUAUGUUGUGGGGAGUGUAGCUAGCAAGAUAACACACGGUUGGGACUGAAGAGCGCUCUUGGGCAAAACCUCACCAUGUUUUUGGUGCAGUUCACAGGUCUCAACCAGCUGCCCUUCGACUCUGGCAACAGUAAACCCCUUCCAUUCAAUAGCAGGCCUGAUGUAGCUGAAAAUGGCGGUGAGGCAAGCCAGAAGAGAAAGAGGAUAAAUAUGCCUCCAGAUGGCCUCCAGACUCUGAGCCUCGAGUCUCCUCCAAUGGAUUUGGGCAUGUCUGACCCGACAGCAUGGGCCACUGCUAUGAAUAACUUGGGGAUGGCGCCAAUGGGAAUGACCGGAGAUCCUCUUUUGCCUGACUUUGACCCUGCCCUUGGAAUGAUGACAGGGAUUCCGCCGAUCAAUCCCAUGAUGCCCGGCUUGGGAAUAGUGCCACCGCCAAUCCCGUCAGACAUGCCGGUGGUUAAGGAGAUAAUUCAUUGCAAAAGCUGCACACUUUUCCCACCUAACCCAAAUCUCCCCCGUCCCACUACGAGGGAAAGACCUCCAGGAUGCAAGACGGUAUUCGUGGGAGGGCUGCCAGAAAAUGGGACAGAAGAGACCAUUGUGGAGAUCUUUGAGCAGUGCGGAGAGAUCAUCGCCCUCAGGAAGAGUAAAAAGCAUUUCUGCCACAUCCGUUUUACGGAGGAGUACAUGGUGGAUAAGGCGAUUUAUUUGUCUGGGUAUCGCAUCAGGCUGGGCUCCAGCACGGAUAAAAAGGACACGGGGCGCCUCCACGUGGAUUUCGCUCAAGCCCGGGACGACCUCUACGAGUGGGAAUGCAAGCAGCGGAUGCUGGCCCGGGAGGAGCGCCACCGCCGAAGGGUGGCGGAAGAGCGGUUCCACCCUCCCUCCCCGCCCCCCGUCGUCCACUAUUCAGAUCACGAGUGCAGCAUGGUGGCUGACAAGCUGAAAGACGAUUCCAAGUUUUUGGAAGCAGUGCAGACGUUGCUGACCUGGAUCGAGCGUGGAGAAGUGAACAGGCGGAGCGCGAACAGCUUUUACUCCAUGAUCCAGUCGGUCAAUAGCCACACCCGCCGGCUGAUGAAUGAGAAAGCGGUCCACGAAAAGGAAAUGGAGGAAGCAAAGGAGAAGUUCAUGCUUGCCUUGUCGGGGAUUCUCGCACAGUUCGAGCAGAUAGUGGCCGUGUACCAUUCUGCAUCCAAACAAAAGGCUUGGGACCAUUUCACGAAAGCGCAACGUAAGAACAUCAGCGUGUGGUGCAAGCAAGCUGAGGAAAUCCGCAACAUUCACAAUGAUGAGCUGAUGGGCAUCCGACGAGAAGAGGAGAUGGAAAUGUCCGACGACGACACAGAGCCACCAGAGAUCAAAGAGACAGAAGAGUCAGCUUUACUUUCCCAAACAGAAUCUCUGAAGGAGGAAAACGACAGCUUGCGGUGUCAGCUGGAUGCCUACAGGAACGAGGUGGAGCUCUUAAAACAAGAGCAGGGCAAAGCAGGCCGGGAUGAAGACCCAAGCAAAGAUCAGCAGUUGGUGCUGCUCCAGCAGGCUUUGCAAGGCAUGCAGCAGCAUCUUCUGAAGCUACAAGACGAAUGUGAAAGAAGAGAAGCUGAACUUGAAAAGAAAAAGGAAGAGAAAGUACAACUAGACAAAGCACUUGAAAGCCUAAAAGAAAAGCAAGAGCUGAUAACUGCACCAGACUGGGGGAAAGACUCCACUGAUCAAGAACAUGCCAACAGCUUGUCGCCGAUCUGCUCGGUGAACCAGGAGAAGGAGAGCAGGCUUGAGAGAGGACUCCGCAGCAGCCCCAUCAAAUCGGAGAGGGAAGCUUUGCUAGUGGGGAUCAUCUCCACCUUCCUGCAUGUUCACCCCUUUGGAGCAAACAUUGAGUACAUCUGUUCCUACCUCCAGCGCCUUGAUAGUAAGAUUUGCGCUAGUGAAGUGGAAUCCCUCAUGAUGCGACUCCAGCACACUUUCAAGCAGGAGAUGAGUGGGGUCGGAGCAAGCCUGGAAAAACGGUGGAAGUUCUGCGGCUUCGAGGGACUGAAGACAGCCACGUGAACUUGAAGGAAGUGGCGCUUUGGACACUGGCAACUAUCUAGGAUCUGCAGGUUGCAGAAGAAUAAAUAAAAGGAGAAGCCUGCAUUCUGCACAGCUAUGGAUUUUCCUCUGGCACAGCCGGUGGCUCACCUUGCAGUCCUCAAACAGGAUCAAGAAAUUUGGGGGGCCAAUCUUAAGGGCUGUAAUAUUCCUGUUGUCUUUGUUUGUUUAGAGUUUGUUUUUUGGUAACAAACUGAGCGCUUUUGCAAAGGACAGGCUGGCAUGUUCUAGGGUUGAUCCUAACACUGCUAUUUGGAACUUUGAUACUUUUUACGACUACUGUUGUCUAAAAACAUUUUAAUAGCUUGUUUGUACAUGGCAUCUUCCAGCCUCAGUUAACCCUCAAAAUGUUUUUACUUUUGAGAGCAGCUCUAAAAUAAAACAUUGAGUAACCACACAAGAAA
Elgaria multicarinata webbii is the source of this 2650-nucleotide messenger RNA. RefSeq names its product ecto-NOX disulfide-thiol exchanger 2 (gene ENOX2). Gene Ontology annotation, biological process: ultradian rhythm. The record is from RefSeq and is a predicted model, not a curated record. Lineage: Eukaryota; Metazoa; Chordata; Lepidosauria; Squamata; Anguidae. Bases 228 to 2207 code for a protein of 659 amino acids. The transcript has 15 exons. Gene Ontology annotation, cellular component: external side of plasma membrane; plasma membrane. Gene Ontology annotation, molecular function: RNA binding; oxidoreductase activity.